Messenger RNA from Anoplophora glabripennis (Asian longhorned beetle), 1553 nucleotides. RefSeq names its product zwei Ig domain protein zig-8-like. Lineage: Eukaryota; Metazoa; Arthropoda; Insecta; Coleoptera; Cerambycidae. Gene Ontology annotation, cellular component: neuron projection membrane. Gene Ontology annotation, biological process: synapse organization. The record is from RefSeq and is a predicted model, not a curated record. The coding region runs from base 242 to 1153 and encodes 303 amino acids. The transcript has 7 exons.
CUGGGAGAUUCUGAUAAUAAUGUCGUAGUGUGUUAGGUUGCUUUACUUAUGUAGUGAAAUGAUGUUUACCAGCUUUAUUUAGGACUUUACGGGACUCAAGGCAUAUUCCGUUGAUGGAAAAUUAUUUCCUUGUUUUUUUCGUACACCACCGACAAACAAUAGGGGUGAAGUACGCAACGAGUGAGACCGAUGUUGAACAACAAACGUAGCCUGUGUCAGCUGUUGAAACCUAUUAUGCAAUAUGGCAGUUAUGUACACACACUCCGUCUUCCUGCGGUUCCUGCUUAUAUUCGUCCUGCUAGAUGUCACCAGAGGGAUUGUGAGCUCUGUGAAGGGACGCUUCCGCGGGAAAGAUUUUCCAGAAGAAAGAAGAUUUAAUAAACGAGGCGCUACCAAUGGUACUAAGAGCCGUCAAUAUUGCAAAAAUGAAACCGACAUUUGCACAGAAUGGGAAGGCCAAACCAGAACUACCAUAGCUUUGCAUUGUAAUACGAGUAAACUAAUAUCGGUAGGGGAAGUAAACACAACGGUGAUCUGGGUAAAGAUGCACAAUGAAAGCUUCACUAUAUUGACAGCAGGAAUGCGAGUUAUAACAGAUGACAAACGGUUUCUUGUUUCAAAUAAUAAAGUGGAUCCUAAGGAGUGGAUUUUGUUUAUUAGACAUUCGAAACGGGAAGACGAGGGGCUGUAUAAGUGCCAAGUUUGCUCACAGUCAAAUUUUAGUAACAGCAUUUACGUGAACUUAAAGUUAAUAGAAGCGUGGGCAACGAUCUUAGGCGAUCCUGAGAGGAAAGCGGUGAAAGUGGGAUCGCCUUUACGCUUAAGCUGUGAACUGAAAGAUUCCAUCGAAGCCCCCAAGUACAUCUUUUGGUAUCACGAUGACAGGGUGAUCAAUUACGAUUUAAAUGACGGUGCAACAGUACGUGAAGGUCGUCAAGGAAGCGAACUGAUUUUUCCAAGGGCGCAGAGAAAUCAUACUGGCAACUACUCUUGUGUACCUUCGAACGCUAGAGAGGCUAGUGUCGAGGUGAAAAUACAAAACAAAACAUCAGAGCUGAAAAAUGAUGAAAAGAAUGGAGGCAAAAAGACGUAUUCGCAGGACCUUGUCAUCAAUAUGCUUGAGCUGGUCUCGAUCUUUCUCGUGUACCGAUGACACUACACUCCCUGACGUGACAACAAUCCAAAUGCACCACAUUCGACGCCGCCAAACACAAACAGAAUGCGAGAAGUGCUUGGAUGAAAUGGAGUUUUUUGUGUCCAUAAUUGUAUUUCAAUGUUUUUUGUUACUUCUUUCUAAUAUAACGUAACGUUAUGAUUACUGAUUUGUUAAAGAAUAUAGGGAAUUUUUAUGAAAGUCUAAUAUCAGUCUAGACAGUUUGUAACAGUUUUUGUAAUCCUUGGAUUAAAACACAACUAGCUUUACCCAAACACCAAUAUAAUGUUUUAUAGAAGUUGAAAAUGUUUUCACAAAAUAUUCGUUACAAGACAAGACUAUACAGGCGUAAACUCCCGUAAAGUAUGUUACAAACUUUGGGUGGUGAUAGUACAUAAAA